Messenger RNA from Colletotrichum scovillei, 3645 nucleotides. Its product is annotated as FHA domain-containing protein. The transcript is spliced from 3 exons. The record is from RefSeq and is a predicted model, not a curated record. Gene Ontology annotation, molecular function: protein binding. Bases 1026 to 3218 code for a protein of 730 amino acids. Gene Ontology annotation, cellular component: cytoplasm. NCBI's taxonomy places the organism in Eukaryota, Fungi, Ascomycota, Sordariomycetes, Glomerellales, Glomerellaceae.
CGAGAAAUCGAGGCAAGGCAGCGGGAAGGUACAUCUGUUAACCCCGCUGGCCUCCUUCACAUUCCAGCUGUCAGGUGCCAUGUGGUGAGGUCUAAGGUGUGCCCCUCUUUCCUAAUCCCGUCAUCACUAAAUUGGAACGCCCCGAGCCUGAUCUCAGACACGCACUGUGCAUCUCUGGCGGACCAUUCGAGGCAACGCAACUCACAGUCAGGUUCACCAAGGUAAGGUACGAAUCAUCGGUCUUACCUUAACUUGCCCCAGUACGUUCGAAGGCAGCCCGGGAAGGAACGACUGAGGAGGUGGUCUUACCUUCCUUUCGUUUGGAACGACCGGAACUCGAGCUAUCGACUCUCAUUGUUCGCAGGCCUUGUGCUCUCUCACUUCCCAACAUCAACACUUCUACGCUUUACCCCUCCACUUCCACCCUUAUCAGCUUCGACACUACACUUCCACACUUCCUACCUUACCUUACCGCUAUCGAGGUAAGUGGACGUGCCGGGACUGUUCGGACCUCACAACCUCGCUGCUGAUAACCCCACCAACCCACCUUACUAGGUACCUUUACCAAACGCCUUUCCCCACUGCACUUGCCCAAGACCCCGAUAUUCCCCCUGCAACCUGCCCCUUCCGCGCACCAAGCCAAGUGCGAUAAGGCGUUAUCGCUGCCUACACUGCCGCGACUGCCUGAUACCGAACAGUGACAGCACGGUGCAACCUCCGAAUUCCUGCCCCACUUCAUCCACCUCGGCGACCUCGACGUCCAACUUACACUGUCUCGCUCCUGCCUUACCUUUCUGCCUCCUUCUGCCUACUCCAUUCCCGCUCAUUAACUUCAGCCCGCGAAGGAGAGGCCCUACUUUGGUCACUUUUCCCUCCUUCACAGCAAGACCUUGGGCACCCAAGACACACUCCCAUCUUCCAUCACACUAUCCAUCGCUCCUGUGAGCUCCUCGUUGCCCUCAUUCUCUACUAGGUACAACCCACUCUCGCCAGAUCACGGAUACAGUCGAGAAGACAUCGACAAGAUGGCGACGGGCGUGAAGCCUCAAGCGGAGGACGUUCUGCUCACCGUCUCCGUCCAAUAUCCAAACCCAGAGUUCCAAUUCCCGGAGCGACGGGUUGUCCUCGAACAGAAGCACCCAAGCGUUGUGAAUAUCGGCCGGACAAGCAAGCGAUUUUCCAACUUGGAGGCGAAACCAGAGAAUUGCUACUUCGAUAGCCCGGUGAUGUCACGGGAGCACGCCAAAAUCACCGUUGACUGGUACCACAAGAAACUGUUCGUCAAAGACAUCGGCUCGCUGCACGGAACCUACCAUAACUCUCUAAAGCUUCCUCCCCACACUGCAAAGGAGCUUACAAGGGGCGACAUAGUCAAGUUUGGGAUCGACAUUCAACGGUCCAACGACCUCUUCCCCCCAUGCACGAUCCAGGUGGACUGGGAAUUCGACCACCUAGCCAAAGCCAAAGCUUCAGAGCUCAGCGGUCGUCCAACCUUUUCCGUCCCUGAUGAUUCUGACUCAGAGAGUAGCGAGGAAGACAUGUCUACUACGGACGAUAUCCGCGCCACCGUCGAGAAGAUUCGCAAGAUCGAGAUGCCUAAAUCGACCACGGGCUUGGCUGGUUCCUUUCCCAGCUUCAUUCCUCCGGGAGUGGAGCCCAUCGUUAUCGACGAAGAUAUCCAAAAGGAUACCGAUAAGCCCUCCGAACGCGCUCCCAAUGCCACGCAAGAUCAGGAGGUGACGAUUGAGCUGGAUGCUCCGUACGACGAAGAGGAAGACGAGGAUAUGCCCUCCAGUCAUAGGAUGAACUCGAAUCUCCCUCUGGUAUUCGCAUCGGAGUCAGAAUCAGAGGAUUCUUACGAUGACGACGAGUCCGAAAGCUAUCCCGAUGAUGAACCUUCGAGCCAGGGAAUGCCGGACUCUUACGAUGAUGACAUUUGUCUCAGUGACUCCGAAAUCUCGGAUCGCAGCGACGAUUCUGAGGCCCAGAGCACCUUUGAGAGUGAGAGCGAGAGCGAGGAUGAGAACCUGACUGGAGCUCCGAGCUAUGACGAGCCUGAGAACGGCCAGACGAUGAAUGGCGAUUACGGUUCUCAACCAAACAAGGACAUGGCAGCCGCCUGGGAAGCACAGGAUCCUUCUCUUACCUUCACGCAAUCGCAACAAAUGCUCAGCAUGCCUCACGCAAGCUACUUCCCUCAGCCAGAUGCUGGUCGCCAGUUCUUCCCCGCGCCUAUGCCGUCACUUCCUUCUAUCAUACCUUACGUAGGUUUGCAAGAACAAGGACGACAGAACGACCUCAGACUGCCGUCGAUAUUGAAUCCUUUGGAUGAUCACGUUGAGAAUCCCUUCUUAGCUGACAUGAACCCCGAGCAAAUGCACACAUCUGCACCGACGGAUUACCUUCUUCAAAGUGAAGGGACAGCACCGCUUCGUGCUUCAUGGGAUCGUGUCCCAAAUACUCCCAAGGUUUUCACUGCCACGGAGUCUCUAGCGUUCUCCCAGGACGAUGGGAUAUCGGCUGAAGCCCUUGGCAAAGUCUCUGGGAAGCCAGAGUUCUUUGCGGCCAGAGAGGAAAACAAGCAAAUCUUGCGCCGCAACGAGCAAGAUAACGAUACAAUCCCGGACCAACCUCGCAGCCAGGUUCCCGAGCAGCCUGCGACUUCCACUGAGCCAUCUACUUCAAAGCUCGGGCACCACAUUACCUCCGAUGCAGCCACCGCGUCGGAGCCGGUAAACGAAACGCCCAAGUCGGCCAAAGUGGCUGAAUCGGCCUGGUCCAGUUCUGGGGAGAAAUUCCUCAAUAGUCCUCAAGACUUCCCUCUUACAUACGCAACGGAAACUCCCGAGCUUGAUAUGACGAGUGCCUUCUCGUUUCAACAGAGUAAAUUGAGCAUCAUAACACCAUCUGAGGAUGUUUCACGGAAUGUCCCUGCCGUGGAGAAGGCCACUCCAAAGCGCAAGGCCAGUGAGAUUUCAACGCUCACGCCUCAUGAGGAGACGACCGAGGCGGCCGUGAAAAGCGCUGAAACCGGGGCGCAGACAACGGCCGAACAGCCCAUGGUUGUUUCUGUGGUUACAGAGCCGACACCAGAAGCACCUCCUCCCCCUAAGCGUCUGCGAAGCUUCUUGAGCAAGGCUGGGUACUUCGUUGGUGGCGGCGUGUUGACUGCGGCAGGUGUCGUAACAGCACUUGCUGCAACCGCCCCUGCUCUUUGACGACUUAACGUGGGCGUUCUUUAUCUUUAUCUUCGACUUAUGGCUUGGCUUGAUUUCUUGGGAGGGAACUGGAUCGGAAUGGGCUCGACCAUUUGUGUCUACCCGACUGACUGUUAGUCGCGGCGUUGAGAGCUUGCGGGAUCUGGAAUUGCGAUUAGGGAAGUGACAGGAUGGAACGAUUCAAAUUUUAUGAUGCUUCGGUUGAGAGUGCCGGCCGGGGAGGACAACUCGAUCAGGACUGGCGGGGCGGGUUUUCUUACCUGGAGGGUUAUGACAUUACUAGGCUGCUACUUAUUCGCUUCUCUAUCUUUAUCAUGGCUCUUUAUCACGAUAGCUAUCGCUUUAGUCCGUGGCAGUCAAUGCUUAGGUAACGGUUUUUUCCUUUGCGAUUUCAAGCUUCUGAUGAUACCUCACGCCAAUACGGAAU